Messenger RNA from Aegilops tauschii subsp. strangulata, 1249 nucleotides. Its product is annotated as momilactone A synthase. The record is from RefSeq and is a predicted model, not a curated record. Lineage: Eukaryota; Viridiplantae; Streptophyta; Magnoliopsida; Poales; Poaceae.
UGUCAAUGAUCCAGAGCGCGAGCGGGCGCGACGUACGGGCGAGCCGCGCCUCGUUAAAUAACGGCCGCUCUGUACUUGGCUCCUUCGCCUCGCCGAGUCACAUUUGCCACAUCGGGGGAAGGUAGGAGCUCGGCGGGAGACCAGCAAGAUGUUCCGAGCGAUGCAGGCCGUGCUCAGGGGGGAGAGCCGUAGUGCUGCGUCGGCGGCGGCGGCUGGCUUCGUCGGUCAGUGUGGCUACUCCACGGCCCCCAGCUCCCAGAGGCUGGCUGGUAAGGUGGCCGUGAUCACCGGCGCCGCUAGCGGCAUCGGCAAGGCGACCGCGGCGGAGUUCGUCAGGAACGGCGCCAAGGUCGUGCUCGCCGACGUGCAGGACGACCUGGGCCGCGCCCUGGCGGCCGAGCUCGGCGCAGACUCCGCGUCCUACACCCGCUGCGACGUCACCGACGAGGCGCAGGUUGCCGCGGUGGUGGACCUCGCCGUGGCCCGCCACGGCAAGCUGGACAUCAUGCUCAACAACGCCGGCAUCGUGGGCUCCCUGGCGCGGCCCGAGCUGGGCGCGCUCGACCUCGCCGACUUCGACGCCGUCAUGGCGAUCAACACCCGGGGCGUCAUGGCCGGGGUGAAGCACGCGGCCCGCGUCAUGGCGCCGCGCCGCGCGGGCAGCAUCAUCUGCACGGCCAGCAUCGCCGGCGUGCUGGGCCAGCUGACGCCGCACCCGUACAGCGUCUCCAAGUUCGCGGUGGUGGGGCUCGUGCGCUCCGUGGCGGGGGAGCUGGCGCGCUCGGGCGUGCGCGUCAACGCCAUCUCGCCCAACUACAUCCUGACGCCGCUGGUGAAGCGCAUCCUGGAGGAGUGGUACCCGGAGGCGAGCGGCGAGGAGCAUCGGCGGAUCGUGGAGGGCGACAUCAACGAGAUGGAAGGGGUGGUGCUGGAGGUGGAGGACAUCGCCAAGGCGGCGCUGUACCUGGCGUCCGACGACUCCAAGUACGUCAACGGCCACAACCUCGUCGUUGACGGCGGGUUCACGGUGGGGAAGGCACCCAACAUGCCGGCACCGGCGGCACAGUGAAGGGACACAAUCAGAGUCUACCGGAACAAAUCUGUUUAUUUCUUCUUCUUUUUUGCGGGUGAAAUCUGUUUAUUUCUUCAGCAUUGCCAAAGAAAACCUUCGUUCAAAAACUGAAAUAUGUCCACAUACAUCUGUUUCAGCGACGACUAAUGAAACGGAGGGAAUAUGUUUCAACGGGCA